This is a messenger RNA of Peromyscus leucopus (white-footed mouse), 3421 nucleotides long. RefSeq names its product Rho guanine nucleotide exchange factor 26 (gene Arhgef26). NCBI's taxonomy places the organism in Eukaryota, Metazoa, Chordata, Mammalia, Rodentia, Cricetidae. Bases 1 to 1548 code for a protein of 515 amino acids. The transcript has 13 exons. Gene Ontology annotation, biological process: activation of GTPase activity. The record is from RefSeq and is a predicted model, not a curated record. Gene Ontology annotation, molecular function: protein binding; guanyl-nucleotide exchange factor activity.
AUGGAUCAUAGCUACCGGGAGCAAUUAGUGACAUAUUCGACUUGUUUUCUUGAAGAAAAUGCAGUCCUGUAUCAAAACUACAAAGAAAAGGCCCUUGAUAUUGACUCUGAUGAAGAAUCGGAGCCCAAAGAACAGAAGCCAGAAGAAAAGAUUGUGAUUCACCAUAAGCCACUGAGAUCCACAUGGAGCCAGCUCUCUGCGGUGAAAAGAAAUGGGCUGUCUCAAACAGUGAGCCAGGAAGAAAGAAAGAGACAAGAGGCCAUCUUUGAAGUCAUAUCCUCUGAGCACUCAUACUUACUCAGCUUGGAGAUCUUGAUACGGAUGUUUAAAGAUUCUAAAGAAUUGAGUGACACAAUGACUAAAACCGAGAGGCAUCACCUUUUCUCCAACAUUACAGAUGUCUGUGAGGCCAGCAAAAAAUUCUUUACAGAGUUAGAAGCAAGACAUCAGAAUAACAUCUUCAUAGACGAUAUAAGUGACAUUGUAGAAAAACACACAGCAUCCACAUUUGAUCCCUAUGUGAAAUACUGCACCAAUGAAGUCUACCAACAGAGAACGCUACAGAAGUUGUUAGCUACCAACCCCUCCUUUAAGGAAGUAUUGUCACGGAUUGAGUCUCAUGAAGACUGCAGGAACUUACCCAUGAUCUCUUUCCUCAUUCUCCCCAUGCAGAGAGUGACCCGCCUUCCCCUGCUGAUGGAUACUAUAUGUCAGAAAACACCUAAGGACUCUCCGAAGUAUGAAGUCUGCAAAAGGGCCUUGAAGGAAGUAAGCAAGUUGGUGCGGCUCUGCAAUGAAGGAGCCCGGAAGAUGGAAAGGACGGAGAUGAUGUACACCAUUAAUUCCCAGCUGGAAUUUAAAAUCAAGCCUUUUCCCCUCGUCUCCUCUUCCCGGUGGUUGGUGAAAAGAGGGGAGUUGACAGCCUACGUGGAAGACACGGUGCUGUUCUCCAAGAGGAUGUCCAAACAACAAGUCUACUUCUUCCUCUUCAACGAUGUGCUUAUUAUCACUAAGAAGAAGAGUGAAGAAAGUUACAAUGUCAAUGAUUACUCCUUGAGGGAUCAGCUGCUGGUGGAAUCCUGUGACAAUGAAGAGCUUAAUUCUUCUCCAGGGAAGAACACUUCCACGAUGCUCUACUCCAGACAGAGCUCUGCCACUCACCUCUUCACUCUGACUGUCCUCAGCAACCACGCCAACGAGAAGGUGGACAUGCUGCUUGGGGCUGAGACCCAGAGUGAGCGAGCCCGCUGGAUCACAGCCCUGGGACAGAGCAGUGGGAAGCAGCCACCAGAUCGAACCACACUGACCCAGGUGGAAAUCAUUAGAUCUUUUACUGCCAAGCAGCCAGAUGAACUCUCCCUGCAGGUGGCAGAUGUGGUCCUCAUUUACCAGCGUGUUGGCGAUGGCUGGUAUGAAGGGGAACGACUUCGAGAUGGAGAAAGGGGCUGGUUUCCAAUGGAAUGUGCAAAGGAGAUAACAUGCCAAGCUACUAUUGAUAAGAACGUGGAGAGGAUGGGACGUUUGUUAGGACUGGAAACCAAUGUGUAACCUCGAAGAUGGCCAAUAAAACGGGGGCUAGUGUUCCCGUUAUCACGGUCUGCUUAAUUAAAACAGUGGAAACACAUGCCUGUAAGCUUGCCAAGUUGUUCCGUACCCUCGGAAGAACAGCUACCAGAUGCAGUUAGUCCAUAGAGCUCAGUUUUUGCAUAAUGACGUUCCUGAGAACCUCUUUGAGUCCACUGAACAGUCUACUUCAGGGAUAGCAACAGUCUUCAGCUCCUUCCACUUCCACUGUUCUGUAAGAUGCUGUGUUUGGGCUUCUCUGUCCUCAGCUCACUUAGAACCUUGCUCUUCCCCCAUAAUUUUCUCCUUUGUAUGGUCCCACAUCAUACAUCAGCAAGUUUGUCUGUACUGAGUGUCCACUUUGUAAAUACUUUUUGUGUCUUAGUCUAAUGCUGUUAAUUUCAAAAGGAACUAAUAAGAGUUCAUUAGGUGAGCUGUCAUGUUUUGUAAACCUCUUUCUACGAAAGGGAAAUUGACACUUGAACUUUGCUACCAUUUUCCUCAUUAGAAGGAAAGUGAGGAGCCACCCAGUGAGGAUUUUUAAAAAUCCAUCUCAUUCAAUAUUGGUCUGAGAUAACUUUAGCUUAAUAAAACUAACCUACUAAAAUGACAUGGGCUUUACACUUCACAUAUGUGAGGACAUCUGGAAGACAGGAUAUUAUGGGUCAACUGCUGAAGAACUGACGUAAGACUGCUUUGCCUUCAGUAACACAUGGUUCCUGACUGUUCUACUUGUUUUCAAGUAGAAAGUGACUGGAACACACGUUAACAAUCUUAAGGAAGAGAAAAUUAAGCUUAGACAGUAUCAAGAUGCCAACAAGGUACUUGCUUGAAAUAUUUUGACCUUAACAGGAAUUCAUUGCACUCAAUACCCGAUGGCUUGGUUUGGAGUCUCUUUUAGCUAUGAGUUUCUAUAGGACUUUAUUCUCCACCCGUACAGAGACAACAAAGUAUACUAGAGUUCAUUAAACAGUGAUGAAGUUUUAAAAGAUUUACAGGAAAAAUUAUUUUCAUUUGGUAGCUAUAACCCCUCUCUAUUCUGUUCACCAAAUAAAAUCUAAAUAUAGAUUAUGGGAGGGCUCAGAUCUUUGUCCUGUGUCUAUGCUCCUGUCUAUACAGCACCUAAGCCAUACUGUUCCAGAAGUCCAGUGUGUAGGUGUGCUUGGCUUACACCCUGCAACCCAUCCACCUCAGCAGUGAGCCAGAAUAGAAAUCCCAGGGGCUUUCUCACCUUUGAGUUGCUUUCCUUCUGCUUGUAUAUGUAUUCCUUGCAAAAGACAUUCCAGGCCCCGUGUUCUCUGAGGUAUGAGUAAGUAUGUGAAUGAAGCAAUAGCAGUGACCCACAGCAAGAGACGUCUCAAGAGUAUAAAACAGGAAGUCUCUCUCUCUCCUCUUCAAUAGUGUCACAAACGUUUUAGAAGAAAUGCUAACAAAUUAUAGUUUAAUCUAAUGUCAUGUUUUACUUAGGACAAAAGGUGUUGCUUGCAAGAAGAAUCAUUUUGUAUUUUUUGCUAAUACCGAUUUGGAGCUAUAACAUAACACUAUGGAUCCUGUGAAUUAAUUUAUAAAUGUUAAGCAGUGUGGAAAUGUAUGUCUCCUUUAAGUCAAGCAGCUGAACACUGUUAUUCAAGUGUCCCUGUACAGCAGGUAUUGAAAAGCCACGGUGUUUCAUUUCAACUGUUUGUUUUUAACACAACAGUUUUUUUUUUCAAACCUUUUUUUUAAAAAAUGCCUUCUUUGAAAUGUACAGUAACUUCACGCCUGCAAAACAGAAAUGUUACUUUCAUUCCAAUAAAUUGAACCUGCUUGUCCACUUUCAACAAGCUUGUGAAUCUAUAAAGAUUUUAUAGAUACUUGU